Molecule: messenger RNA, 3002 nt
Organism: Rana temporaria (common frog)
Lineage: Eukaryota; Metazoa; Chordata; Amphibia; Anura; Ranidae
Gene: FOXB1
Product: forkhead box B1
Exons: 2
Coding region: 825-1793 (322 amino acids)
Biological process (GO): cell differentiation; anatomical structure morphogenesis; regulation of transcription by RNA polymerase II
Molecular function (GO): DNA-binding transcription factor activity, RNA polymerase II-specific; RNA polymerase II cis-regulatory region sequence-specific DNA binding
Source: RefSeq, a predicted model, not a curated record
CCUAGCUUAAGAAAAAGUGACCUCCCCCUCCUGUUAAAAGUAAAAGCGCUGCCUUAAGUUAGCUAACAAUACAAAUCAGAUAACAAUAUAGAACAAACAGAAUACCACAGCCAAGCAAUUUCCAUGUCAAACAUCCCACUGCUCAGUAGCUCCAUUUGUAAGUGUGAAUUGCAGACUAAGCUCCCUGCAAUGCACACAGGAAGGUUGGUGCAUACCUUCACACACACUGUUACUGGGUGCCAUCACACUUCAAUUCCGGUUGCUGAGCCUUUUCACCCCUUGCCUUGUCUUCAAAUGGAAAUUAUUUCUAUUGGCCCAAGGUGUCCAUGUAAAUAGGUGUAAAUGAAACCAGAUUAUGCCUUUCUUUCCCCCACGCCCCCUCCUCUCUACUCUCCCUCUUCUCUGCUCCCUCCCUCCUCCUCCCAAGGCGAUUGUCAUAUGAUAGCAAAGAAGUGGCACAUUAAUGAAGCGCCUCUACAGGGGUCUUUUCUGUUCAUGUCACCACAUAAAACUAUCAGAUGGUUUGAGGAAGGACAUGGACACAACUACUUAGCUUAUCUCCCACCCAGUGAAGGAGAACUACUUUCUCCUGCUUCCAUUCAACUGCUGCUCAGAAAAGGAGCUUAUUUCUAAUGCUAAAGACAAGAUCAGAGUUUAUCCAAGAAGGGACCAGUCUGGCAACGGAUUGAAUUAAGACCUGCAGCAUCAGAAAAGAGGCUUCAGAAUUUAUUUUUCUGCACCAUAUUGAAAAACUCUCUGACCGUGUUACAAAUGCAGAGUAUCAACUUGUGAAAAGUUUAAGGUUGCCUCUGAGUUUAGUGACAAUGCCUCGACCAGGGAGAAAUACAUACAGUGACCAGAAGCCCCCUUACUCAUAUAUCUCGCUUACAGCUAUGGCAAUUCAGAGCUCUCAAGAAAAGAUGCUACCCCUCAGUGAGAUCUACAAAUUCAUCAUGGAUAGAUUUCCUUAUUACAGAGAGAAUACACAAAGAUGGCAGAACUCUCUGAGACAUAACUUAUCUUUCAAUGACUGUUUCAUCAAGAUACCAAGGAGACCUGAUCAGCCUGGUAAAGGCAGUUUCUGGGCACUUCAUCCCAGUUGUGGUGAUAUGUUUGAAAAUGGUAGUUUCCUGAGACGUAGAAAGAGGUUCAAAGUGAUGAAAUCGGACCACCUGGCCCCUACUAAACCAUCAGAUGCAGCACAGUACCUGCAACAGCAAGCAAAGCUUAGACUAAGUGCUCUGGCUGCCUCGGGUACCCACUUGCCACAGAUGUCAACUUAUAACCUUGGAGUCUCUCAAACAUCCAGUUUCAAACAUCCUUUUGCCAUAGAAAACAUCAUUGCAAGAGAGUACAAAAUGCCAGGUGGACUUGCAUUUUCUACAAUGCAGCCAAUGUCAGCUGCAUAUCCGCUUCAUAACCAAUUGACUACAGUUGGCAGUUCCAUUGGCACAGGUUGGCCUCACAUGUACAGCUCCAGUAUGAUAGACACUACCACCCCUAUAUCAAUGGGCAACGGUGAUUAUAGUGUGAGUGCAUAUGGGGUGCCAAUCAAGCCACUUUGCCAUGGAGGACAAACUUUACCUGCUAUCCCAGUACCUAUUAAGCCCACUCCUGCAGGUGUGCCAGGACUUCCAGCACUCCCAACCCAUAUCCCAGCUAUUCUGUCGAACUCUUCUCCAUCCCUGAGUCCAACAUCUCCUCAAACAGCAACCAGCCAAAGCAGCCCAGCCACCCCUAGUGAAACUCUCACUAACCCUUCUAUCGCUCUGCUUUCUGUGGCUGUACACUGACCUAUUGGACUAAAAAAAUCACUCAGUUUACUUAACUAAUUAUCUCAUAAAUGAAAGAAAAUGUAAUUUCAAGAUGAGUUUAUUAUUUCAUGUUAACUGUUCAGUUGAUUAUCCAGUGUGGAUUUUUAUCACGUAUCCAGUACAUCCUCAUACACUUGAAUCCAUUUUGCUGCAUAGCAGAGCUUUUAUUUUAAAUAAGUUUGGACAUCUUUUUUCAAACACCUUUUAAAAAAUAAAGGGCAGGCAUUUUCAGGUAGCAAGUUUCAACAGCACAUUAAAAGAAAAAAUAUAAAGACAUUCAGUAUCAUUCAGGGAUUGCAUUUGGUUAUAGUUUCCUUAAACUUUUAAAUCAAAAUACUUGACUUUAACAAUAGCCCUAUUUACUAUAGAAUGUGCUCUUAUGUAGAAUGUGCAAAUUUUUCUUUUUUUUUUUUUUUACUUUGCUGGUACUUGCAGCUUAAUCUCUACACUCAUAAAGGAAAUUGUUGGAAAUUGUACAACUUUGUGACAGCAUAAUAGAUGUCAUUAGAUUUGAAAAUGCUCAUGUAAAAUAUAAUGCAGUCGUAUAAAAUAACUGAACAUGAUCAAAGUAUGAUUAAACAAAUAUGCUGUUUACAAAAAUACUACCCUAAUGUAAAUAUUCAAUUUGUGAACUAAAGAAAAAGCUAUACUUAUUGGCUGCCAAUAUUAUUAUUUGAAAGGCACUGGAUAAUCAGUACACAUCACUGGAUUUAAAAUACAUAUCUAUUUAUUUGAUUCUUUUAAAUGGGGGAUCACAAAAUGCGCUGUCAAGUUGGAUAAACAAUUUGACUAAUAUUUUUAAAGGACCUUCCAGAAUGUGCAGUAACGAGGGAAAUGUAAAUGUAAUAUGUGAAUAAGAAUGAAUAUAAAUUGUGUAUAAUGCACUUUGAACUGACGCAAUCUAGUUUUCACUGAGGCAAUUUGCUAAGGUUUACAAAUCCAAAAAAAACACUGUUGCUUUUUGGUGAAUUUAAUUUAAUUUCAAAUAGUCCUACUAUCAUCUAAACUGUGAAAAAAUGGUCACACUAUUUCCUUGUUGUACAGAAGGCAUGACAUUUGCAUAUUUUGAUGUUAUUAUUCACAGCAUGUGUGUAUGUCAGACUACAAGAAAAAAAUAUGUGUCUGCGUUAAAUUAUGAACCUAGUCGUCCAAAUAAUAUUUUCUCAUUAAAAUGUUAAUUCUGUAUGA